This is a messenger RNA of Salvia splendens (bonfire salvia), 1782 nucleotides long. RefSeq lists its product as uncharacterized. The transcript has 3 exons. The coding region runs from base 1282 to 1716 and encodes 144 amino acids. The record is from RefSeq and is a predicted model, not a curated record. NCBI's taxonomy places the organism in Eukaryota, Viridiplantae, Streptophyta, Magnoliopsida, Lamiales, Lamiaceae.
AUUCAUACUCCCUUCGAUCUGAUUUUUAUGUUUUAUACUUCAAUUUUAGAUUCCCCUGUGCAAUUGAAGGGGUUCAAUUUUAUUUUUUUUAGAUUAGGGCUUGAAAAACUUUUGAGGUGUUUAUAAAGAUUUUGAUGGUUACUGUGUUCAAUGUUGAGUAUUGGAAACUUGGAUUCGUGUGUUGUUUCUCUUCGUUGCUUUUUAAUGCUAACUUGCUUCUGAAUGGAUGAAUGAUAAUCAAGUUUUCUAUUUGAGUUGAGCCUAUGUUUGGGAAAGGUUGUUUGUGGUUCAGCAUUGAGCUUUUGGUGAUUCCUUUGCCUGCAAAUGCAAUAUGUUUGGUGGUGUUGCUUUAAUGCCAAAUUGAUUCUGUAAGGAUAAAUGAUUAAGAAAUCUUUGUAUUGGAGCUGAUGUUUAGCCUAUACUUUGGCAUCGGUGGUUCGUCAUCUUGGUUCAGCAUUGUGCUGUUGGUGAUUCUUAUAUAAAUUACUCUAUAAGAAGGUAAUGAUAUUACUGCUUGCCACUUAUUUUGUAGAGUUGUAAGGAAUGACACUUCUUUUGCUCAUAUAUCAUCCCUUUGAGAUCUUCUCUGAUGCUGUGUUUUCCUUCCAAGCCAAUGGAGAGAAGCAAUUCUUUGGUUUUGGAUUAGUGAAAUCUUCUAGUAUUAAGAAUCACCACACUAAAAGCUUAGAUUAUAGCUCUGUCACAUGUAAUGUGUUAAAAAUUGGACACGCUGAUACCAUAUUAGAAAUGAGCCACUUACCCCUUACAAGGCAUCAUAAGGAGGGAGGGUUAUCCGCACUUAUAUAGAUGAGAUGGGAUUUUCACCAAGUCGAUGUGAGAGAUUUUAACAGAAUGUUAAUGAGCUAUAAUCAAUCAAUCUACAGUUUUGGGAAUUUUUCCUAAAGUGAUGCACAUCCCUUAUUGCAAUGAAAAGUUAUGCUAUUGAAACAGAUAAGCAUGUACAAAAAAACAUGUCUGUUUUCACCCCACUUACUUUCUGAUCUUAUUAGCUUGGAUUUGGAUGACAAAAUAGGAAUCUGAUGGCUGAAGAUAGCAGGACAUGGGGAAAUGCAUUAGCUAAUGGGUCACAGUUUCAUUGUUGUGGUUCAAAAUAAUCUCCUACUGGUAAGGGGAGUUGGGCAUAAAAAGAUGAAUGAUUUACCUUGAGAACACAGAUAAACUUGUGAAACUAUUUUCAUCCAUAAUUUGUAUUUUGCUUGCAUAUCCUUAUGGAACAGUUUCAGUCUGUAGACUGACUAUUAGUUCACCUCAGGAAGAAACAUGUCAUGCUUUAAAUUUUGGGGUGUCAAAUUCAUCUAUUCAUGGGAGGAGCAGGAGCUAAGAAUCUCCAAUAUCUUUUCUGUUUUGCCUAGUAGAAGUAUAGCACUGCGAACGCUUUCCUCUCUCUGUUCAAUGGAACUCUGGUGGCAUUUUAGCGAUAUGGCAUGCUGUAAGUUGGUAAGGCAAGCGCCUAUUAUGUCAGUGAUCAUGGCGGUAAGAUUCUCAAACAUUGCCUUACUGCAUUCAUGUGAUCUAUUUUCAGUUUCAAGCAGAAGGGUUUGGCAUAUUCUGUACAUCGAAUUUGCAGCCAAAACCUUGACGGGCCACUUUGAAGGAUUGUACUUUAAACAACCAAUGCCAACUGACGGAGAUCCAUGUCGAGCCACCUGUAAUGAAGGUCAACCCCUCCCCACACGAUCUCUGCUGCUUUCCUGACAUUCGUCAAGUCUUCAUUAGCAUCAAGGUUGUUUUCUAUGAAUCUAACAUAUUUAAGGCCUUGAU